Messenger RNA from Oncorhynchus mykiss (rainbow trout), 5416 nucleotides. The record is from RefSeq and is a predicted model, not a curated record. NCBI's taxonomy places the organism in Eukaryota, Metazoa, Chordata, Actinopteri, Salmoniformes, Salmonidae.
UUCUGCGAUUAGCCUACACGCAAACGGAACACACCAUCUAGUCUGAGCAGUGAAGGCAUGAGGAUUAGGCCUAGCCAUCCACCAUCAAGUAUUCUCUUGGAAGCGUCAUACACCCUGACAAGUUAUUAUCUCAUUGAAAGUGGCAUAUUUGGACUUUAAUGACAACUUGAUGCGCGUACUCAAUGGAUGGUAGUAGCCAGGAAUGUUGAUCCGUAGCCAAAAGCUGUGUGGUUUUGACUUGCAAGACAAGAGACGCUUGGAGCGCCCUUGUGAAAAUGCUGGGGUGUGAUUGGUGGACGAAGCGGUGCGCUUGACAAGCGAAGGGGCUGGGUAGCAGCAGCAGCGGACUCGAGGCAAGAAAGGAAGGAGAAACCAAUCGAAGCAGGAUUGCCGUGACAGCUACGCUUUUUCAACAACAUAGAAACAAAUCCAGUGUUUUCAGACCAUGUCUUUUUAGACCAAGGAUCACCAAGAGAGCCUCCGUUUGUGGUUUGUAUACUCACUCUGAGUUUUGUUGCUGGUCUACGUGUGUGUGGGUGUGUGUCAGCCCGCCGUCACCAUGACAGCAGAGGAGAUCAUCAAUGUGAAGGAGGUGGAGAUCAUCAAGGUGAUCCUGGACUUCCUCAACUCCAGGAAACUUCACAUCAGCAUGCUGGCCCUGGAGAAAGAGAGCGGAGUCAUCAACGGACUCUAUUCUGACGACAUGCUGUUCCUCAGACAGCUGGUGUUGGAUGGGCAGUGGGACGAAGUGCUCCAGUUCAUUCAGCCGUUGGAGUGCAUGGACACGUUUGACAGGAAAAGGUUCCGUUACAUCGUCCUGAAGCAGAAGUUUCUGGAGGCCCUGUGUGUGAACAACGCCAUGUCUGCUGAGGACGAGCCACAGCAUUUGGAGUUCACCAUGCAGGAGGCAGUGAAGUGUCUUCAUGCUCUGGAGGAGGUCUGUCCCUCUAAAGAUGACUACAGCAAGCUAUGUCUGCUCCUCACCCUGCCUCGUCUCACCAACCACGCUGAGUUCAAGGACUGGAACCCCAGCACGGCGCGGGUGCACUGUUUUGAAGAGGCGUGCACCAUGGUAGCAGAGUUCAUCCCUGCAGACAGGAAGCUGAGCGAAGCUGGGUUCAGGGCCUCAGGGAACCGCCUCUUCCAGCUCCUCAUUAAAGGAGUUCUGUAUGAGUGCUGCGUCGAGUUCUGCCAGAGCAAGGCGACAGGCGAGGAGAUCACGGAGGGCGAGGUGCUCCUGGGGGUGGACAUGCUGUGUGGGAACGGCUGUGACGACCUGGACCUGUCCUUACUGUCCUGGAUGCAGAACCUGUCCCACAGCGUCUUCUCCUGCGCCUUCGAGCAGAAGCUGCUCCAGAUCCAUGUGGACCGCCUGGUCAAGCCCGCCAAGGCCGGCUACGCAGACCUGCUCACCCCGCUAAUCAGCAAGCUGUCCCCCUACCCCUCCUCGCCCCUCCGCCGCCCCCAGUCCGCCGAUGCCUACAUGUCCCGCUCCCUGAACCCGGCCCUGGACGGGCUGUCCUAUGGUCUGUCUGGCCAGGAGAAGAGGGGCCCAGGGGGGGACAUGGCGGGGGGGAAGGGGGUGUCCCCCAUGUCUCAUUCCUUCGCUAACUACCACACGGGGGGCCAGAGUCUGAGCAGGAGUCUGAUGCUGGAGAGCUCCGACUGCCACAGCAUCUUUGAGGAGUCGCCUGAGAGCUCCAGGACGGACACGCCCGUAGAUAAGAUGAUGAGUUCGGGCACCCUGCGCCCUGACUCCGCCCCUGGAGAGGACGCCCCAUCACCAGGCUCUGCAGAGAGGAACGAGCUGCAUGACUCGACAGAGAAGUUUGAGGAGUUCUACCGCCAGCGUCUGAGAGUGCAGCAGCACCUGGAACAGAAGCAGCAGCAGAGACAACUCUACCAGCAGAUGCUUCUGGAGGGAGGGGUAAAACACAGUGACCAGCCAGCCCCCGGGACAGACGCCAUGCAGCACAGCCUCACUGAGACGUUCCUCAACAGGUCUAUUCAGAAGCUGGAGGAGUUGAACGUUGGGAUGGAGAGUCUAGAGGAGGAUGUCCAGUCUCUGGCCCAGCAGUGCAAUGGUACCGGCCCCUCUCCCGAGAACAACAAUAUCGGUGACCCCGUAGGCUUGACCCCUGACCCCGCCGUGACCCUGACCCCCGAGCAGGGCCAGCUCCAUGGAGGAGGGGUGGUCAGCAGCACGCCGCAGCGCACCGCAGCGGGUCGGGGGGUACACCCACCGAACGAAUCCCCAGUGGUCUGCCAGAGUCCUCAAGUAGCCGGACAGCCUUCCGCAUUAGACGACUCACCAGGAGCCCUAACCCGAAGUAAGGAGGGGGACAACGGGGACAAGCCCAAGGCCCUGUUUGUAGCUGUGAACACCUUGGAGGACACUCAGGCAGUGCGCGCUGUAGCCUUCCACCCCACGGGGGCGCUAUACGCUGUGGGCUCCAACUCUAAGACGCUACGCGUGUGUGCCUACCCAGAUGCACCGCUGGACACCAGUGGGGUGUCGGGUAUGACCAAGCAGCCGGAGGUUCGUUUUAAGAGGAAUAAACACCAUAAAGGUUCUAUCUACUGUGUGGCCUGGAGUCACUGUGGAAAGCUACUAGCCACCGGCUCCAAUGACAAAUACGUCAAAGUCCUGCCCUUCAGUGCCGAGACCUGCAACGCCACAGGUCCAGACCUGGAGUUCAGUAUGCACGACGGGACCAUCAGAGACCUGGCGUUCAUGGAGGGACCAGAGAGUGGAGGGGCCAUCCUGAUCAGCGCCGGAGCCGGAGACUGUAACAUCUACACCACUGACUGUCAGAGAGGACAGGGCCUACACGCUCUCAGCGGACACACAGGUCACGUUCUGUCUCUGUAUACGUGGGGGGGGUGGAUGAUAGCGUCAGGCUCUCAGGACAAGACUGUGAGGUUCUGGGACCUGAGGAUACCCACUUGCGUUAGAGUGGUGGGCACUGCCUUCCAUGGAUCAGGCAGUCCCGUUGCCUCGGUAGCGGUUGACCCUAGCGGUCGUCUCCUAGCGACGGGACAGGAGGACAGCGGCUGUAUGCUCUAUGACAUCAGAGGGGGACGCGUUGUGCAGACGUACCGGCCCCACUCCAGCGACGUGCGCUCCGUUAGGUUCUCCCCCGGGGCACACUACCUGCUCACUGGUUCCUACGACACCAAGGUCAUGGUCAGCAACCUGCAAGGUGACUUGACGAAGCCGUUGCCCCUGACUCUGGUAGGGGAGCACGGUGACAAGGUGAUCCAGUGCAGGUGGCAUACACACGACCUGUCCUUCCUCUCCUCCUCCGCUGACCGUACCGUCACACUCUGGACACACAACCCCUAACAGACACAUACUCUUGUCCUUCCUCUCCUCCUCCGCUGACCAUACCGUCACACUCUGGACACACAACCCCUAACAGACACACACUCAUGUCCUUCCUCUCCUCCUCUGCUGACCGUACCGUCACACUCUGGACACACAACCCCUAACAGACACACACUCACGCAACACAACCCCUAACACACACACACGACCGGUCCUUCCUCUCCUCCUCUGACCGUACCGUCACACUCUGGACACACAACCCCUAACACACACACACACACGACCGGUCCUUCCUCUCCUCCUCUGACCGUACUGUCACACUCUGGACACACAACCCCUAACAGACACACACGACCUGUCCUUUCUCUCCUCCUCCUCUGACCGUACCGUCACACUCUGGACACACAACACCUAACAGACACACACUCACGCAACACAACCCCUAACAUGCACAUAGCUCGUGAACACACACAAAUAUAGACACACAAACACAACCCCUAAGUCACAUAUAGUGGACAUGCAUAACCCGUAAUACACAACCUGGACACACACAUGCACCCUUUUCCUGACACUCUUUUUCCUCUUGCAGCAAACAGGACAGUUUGUCCCUGCUGUACAAUUUGGUUGUGUGGCUGUCUCUGGGUAUCUUUUAGCUGUAUUUAGGUUUGAUUUCGUAUCUUGCUCAGCUCCCCUCAACAUCACUUUAGCAAAUGCAUCCCCUAGUUGAGUGAGUGAGUGAGUGAGUGAGUGAGUGAGUGAGUGAGUGAGUGAGUGAGUGAGUGAGUGAGUGAGUGAGUGAGUGAGUGAGUGAGUGAGUGAGUGAGUGAGUGAAAUGGAGAGAGUGAAAACGUACACCAACUGACCCUUCCCUUCGCUCUAUCACACCAUUCCUCCACUCGCCCAUGACUCUUCACAUAUUCAUCUACAAAUGAUACAUCUACUCCAUCAUGUUUUGAAUAAGGAGAGGGAUGUUUUGCUACAGUGCAUUGUUUCAUAUGGUGUCUUGAGUUAUCCAGUCUCCCAGUACAGAAACCCAUGUGGGUCCCUCUCCAUUUCAGGUCAAAAAGUUAAGUUAUCUGUGAGAUCUUUUCAAGAACAAUUUGACAUUCCUAAUUAGUUUGCACAGUCAGUGUUUUUGUUACAGCGUGUGUUACUAUGCUGCUAUUAUUUGAGAAGAAACUAAGGCAACGAUGUUGCGAUCUAAACUGCUGACAAUAUGUCAGUGUGUGACUCUACAUCAGGUCCUCCUUGCCGGAGUUGAAUCUGUUGCAUAGGUCGAUCAAUUAGCUAUCGGUUGCUUAGCUGUUGUCAAUACUACUACUGUGGGAGUUUCCGAUGCCUAACGUUACUGUGCAAGUCUGCCCACCGUAUUUCUGCUUUAGGCUUUGUAAAUAUCGGAGACAAAAAUGUGUACGUUUUUAAUGCUGAAUCAGUGUUUGGUGCAAAAUGCUGUCUUCAGACAGUUGUUGUGGUGUUUCUUGCUAUGGCUUGCCUCCAAAUAAGAAAAAUAAAAUAGUUGUUUUAUAUCGACUUGGAAGGGAAUAACAGAUCUACUUGUUGGCUUGGCCAGCUUCAGCGUACGGUUAAGCAACACUCCCUGUGUAGUGUAGCUUUGCUUUCAUCUGCAAUGUUACUGGUUGCUACCUAGAUGGCAGGCUCUGCCUAUUUGGAAAGGGAGUAGCUUAUGCACAAUAUCUUCUAAAAUGAUCAACCGUAUUAAGGGUGUUUUAGUUUCUUACUUUCAGCUUCUGUAUUUUGCACUUUGUCACUAGACACACCAUUUAAUACGGUUUCGUUUGAUUUAGCAAAAUGCAGGCUUGAGUUUUAGGCUUUGUUCUUUGUACAGUUUCUCAUUUUAAAUGAAAAGGCCAAACUAAUAAAUAGAUGUAUUUAUUUAUCUUUUAUUAUUUUUAAAAUGUUCUUGUAAUAUAGGCAUCCUUUUCUGUUGAAAUGAAAUUAGAUAGUGGUUCCGGUAUGUAGCUUUUCUAAACCUUGUUUUAAGUGACUAAGAGAAAUGAAUAGAGCUUAUUGAAGUGUUAUUGCUGCUGUGGUAUCUAAAUAAAAUCCUCUUUGACAUUUCAUACUGAA